Tetrahymena thermophila SB210 is the source of this 1197-nucleotide messenger RNA. RefSeq names its product proteasome subunit beta type protein. Gene Ontology annotation, molecular function: threonine-type endopeptidase activity. The transcript is spliced from 9 exons. Gene Ontology annotation, cellular component: proteasome core complex. NCBI's taxonomy places the organism in Eukaryota, Ciliophora, Oligohymenophorea, Hymenostomatida, Tetrahymenidae. The record is from RefSeq and is a predicted model, not a curated record.
AUGAGUUACUUGAAUGCCAUUAAAGAAAACUAGGGAGGAUUCAAUUUCGAUUUAUGUUUGAGAAAUAAUGAAUUAGUUUCCAAGCAAAUCGUUUCCAGCCCUCAUUUCACUAAGACUGGUACUACAAUUGUAGGUUUAGUUUAUAAGGAUGGUGUUGUUUUGGGUGCUGAUACCAGAGCUACUGCUGGCACUAUUGUAGCUGAAAAAAGUUGCAGCAAAAUUCAUUAUAUUGCUCCUAAUAUGUAUUGCUGUGGUGCAGGAACUGCUGCUGAUACCUAAUGGGUUACUGAUAGACUCUCUUCUGAAUUAGAAUUAAUGAGACUCAACACCAAUAGAUAAUCUAGAAUUGCUGGUGCUAUUGCUCGUCUUAGAGAACAUUUAUAUCAAUAUUAAGGUCACGUCGGUGCUCACUUGAUUUUAGGUGGUUUUGAUUGCCAAGGUCCUCAAUUAGUAUCCGUUGCUGCUCAUGGUUCUUUCUCUUAUCUUCCUUAUGCUACCAUGGGUUCAGGAUGUUUGGCUGCUAUUGCCACUUUAGAAUCUAGAUAUAGAGACGAUUUAACUGAAUAAGAAGCUAUCGAUUUAGUUACUGCUUCAAUUGAAUCUGGUAUUGUUCACGAUUUAGGUUCUGGUUCCAACGUUGAUGUAUGUGUUAUUAAAAGAGAUCCUAAGGUAGAUGUUAAAGUAGAUUACUUAAGACUUCAUAAGACGUAUAUUUAUUUAUUUUAUAUUUUCAAGCAAGUUUAAAUAAAUAAAUGUAUAUAAAAAAAGCGAUAACAACCAAAGACUUAACAAGCCAUUCCCUUACAAAGCUAUUCCUAACAACCACCCCUUCCAUAGAUAAUUCAAUGUUCCCAUCGAAAAAAUUCCCGUUAAUGUCGAUCCUUCUAAAAACGAAAUGGAAGUAGAAUGAGAAAAAUAAUAAUGCGAGCAAAUUCGUUUUUGGCAUUACUUUUUUAUAAAAUAUACUUAAAAAAUAAAAUAAAAUAUAAUUAAAUGUAAUUUAAAACAUAUAUUUUUAACGACUUCAUACACGUAUUUUUACCAAAAUUUAAAAAUUUAUUGAAGAUAAAUUAAAAUAUUUGCAUAUCUAUUUUUAUAAUUUUUUUAAAUAAAUAAUUCGUUAAUAAUUUACAAUAAAAUCAUUCGUUAAUAAAGUACAAUAAAAUCGAACAUGAAAUAUUUUUAUUGGAUUUAUGA